GUCGUGCAUCUUACUCAGAUCCACGAUCUAUCGACCUCCCGCUCUCCGUCCUCUCAGCCACCACCGAGCGUAGCGUCGCCCAGUGUUUGAGCCAUCAACAUGCCGCUCAGAGUCGGUUACAUUCGGGAACACUUCUCCUCGCCGUUGCUGCAGUACGCCGAAGCAGACGGUGGCAAGACCUUCACUCUUGUAGAAUGCCCAAGCGGGACUGGUCAAAUCAUCACACGCUUGACGAACGACGAGAUUGACGUCGCUGUUGCGUUGACUGACCCUCUGAUUUCUGGCAUAGCCAGAGGCUCAGAGCACUACAAACUCGUAGGCAGCUAUGUCACGACACCCUUGAACUGGGCUGUCAUCACCGGGAAGGACACCCAGUACAAGGAAAUCUCGGAUCUGCAGAAAACGACUAUCGGCAUCUCGAGAUACGGCAGCGGCAGCCAGACUAUGGCGUACGUCAUGGCCCUGCAGCAGGGCUGGCCAACGGACAAGAUGCAGUUCCAAGUGAACAACGACAUCCGCGGCCUGAUCCACUCGGUGAACGACGGGACGACGAGCGCAUUCAUGUGGGAGUGGUUCACCACCAAGCCCUUCGUCGACGCGGGCGAGGCGCAAUUCAUCGGAUCCGUGCCGACCCCAUGGCCCUCCUGGCUGAUCGCCGCGCACCCGACGCGAGCCUCGCCAGAAGCGCUGCGCACGUUCCUCGACACCCUGACCACCUACGUACGCACGUUCGACGACCCCGCCCAGCGUGCGGCUGCGGACGUGGAGUACAUCAAGGACAAAUUCGGGUACCCGGAGGACGAUGUCAAGGCUUGGCUGCAGACCGUAGCGUGGACGCACGACUGCAGUAGCAUCCCGACGAAAGUGAUCGCCGACACCCUGGACGUACUCACCAAGGCAGGCUUCAUCAACAGCCCCAGCAGCAGUGGGUUCGACGUCGGGCGCUUCGUCAACGGCGACGUAGCGAAGCUUGUGUAACUGUGCUCGUCCGCAAGGCGAGGAAGAGUAAGAAUAUGUAGACUUUACUAUGUAUUACAGCAGGGAAACAGUAUGAGUAUGUACCACCGAGGCUUGUAUCCCUAAGCAAGGUCGUGGUAGAAAUAUGUGACAGA
Rhodofomes roseus is the source of this 1112-nucleotide messenger RNA. RefSeq names its product periplasmic binding protein-like II. The coding region runs from base 100 to 978 and encodes 292 amino acids. The record is from RefSeq and is a predicted model, not a curated record. The transcript is spliced from 9 exons. NCBI's taxonomy places the organism in Eukaryota, Fungi, Basidiomycota, Agaricomycetes, Polyporales, Fomitopsidaceae.